Messenger RNA from Anopheles maculipalpis, 1540 nucleotides. It is a transcript of the gene DCP2, whose product is annotated as m7GpppN-mRNA hydrolase. The transcript is spliced from 2 exons. Gene Ontology annotation, cellular component: P-body; cytoplasm. Gene Ontology annotation, molecular function: manganese ion binding; RNA binding; 5'-(N(7)-methylguanosine 5'-triphospho)-[mRNA] hydrolase activity. Bases 5 to 1540 code for a protein of 511 amino acids. Gene Ontology annotation, biological process: nuclear-transcribed mRNA catabolic process, nonsense-mediated decay; deadenylation-dependent decapping of nuclear-transcribed mRNA. The record is from RefSeq and is a predicted model, not a curated record. Lineage: Eukaryota; Metazoa; Arthropoda; Insecta; Diptera; Culicidae.
AUCAAUGGCCACAAACAGUCCGCUGAAUGUGGCCCAGCCUGCCACGGCGUCGGGCCAAAAGGGCAAACAGAGCAAUGGUGCGCUUGCCAUAUCGUGCGACAUCAUGGACGAUCUGGCCAGUCGAUUUAUCAUCAACGUGCCGGAGGAGGAGCGCAAAAAUUUGAUCCGCAUCUGCUUCCAGAUGGAGCUGGCACACUGGUUCUAUUUGGAUUUUUACUGUGCCGACAGUAAGCAAAAGUGUGGCAUGAAACAGUUUGCGCAGCAGAUGUUUAAGCACGUACCGUUUCUGCAACCGCACUGGACAAACGUGGACAGUGUGCUGGAGGACUGGAAGCAGUACAAGCUGACUGUACCGACGUACGGGGCGAUACUGCUCUCGGAGGACAUGAGGCACGUGCUGCUGGUACAAUCGUACUGGGCCAAAUCGUCGUGGGGCUUCCCGAAGGGAAAGAUCAACGAAAACGAGGAACCGGUCAACUGUGCGAUCCGCGAGGUGUACGAAGAGACGGGCUACGACAUCCGCAAGCUGAUCAUACCGACCGAGUACAUCGAAGUUAACAUUAAUUAUCAGUUCACCCGACUGUAUCUGGUGCCGGGUGUACCGCUGGAGACCGUGUUUGUGCCUAAAACGCGCAACGAAAUCAAAUGCUGCGAAUGGUUUCCGGUGGAUCUGCUGCCGGUAACGAAGCACGCCAGCAUCGUGAAGGACAACCACAACCUGUCGGGCAAUUCGUUCUUCAUGAUACUGCCGUUCGUGAAGCGGUUAAAAAAGUGGCUUGAUUCGUACCACAGCGGUAAAGGUGCAGGGAAGGGGAAAGGGACGAUGCUGCUGCACCAAGCAAAUAACUCGCCCGUGCUUGGACGCGAGUCGACGGGCAAACAGCAGCAGCAGGGACAGAAACAGCAGCAGCGUCAGCGACACAAAUCGAUGGGAGAAUUACAGCAACCUCAUCCUCCGAUUCAGAUACUGCAAAGGGGUAAGGGCAUGGCUGUUGGUACACCGAACGCCCAUCAGCAGUCGGUCGCAACAAACAGCACUGCAAACCGUACCCAGCAACAGCAACAAAAUCAAACGCCACGUGACGACCCAUACCGGUCCCAGCGUGCCGCUAGUGUGGCGAACGAAAGUAACAAUGAGUUUCGUUUUGGAAUCGGAGAGGCCGGAUCUGCAACGGCGAGCGGAACUUUACAGAUGCCUGCCGCAAGCCACACAAAUGAGCACGAAAGUAGGCCUUCCCUUUCAACGACUUCGAACGGCGGCCGGACGGAACGUGUGGUCGCAAGCCAAACGAAGCGGAAACUUUUUGCCAACGAGCUAAACCCACCAGACCAAACGCAACCAACAGCAGCAGCAGCAGCCGAAGCUGAUUACACCAGACAGGACAAUGAAACGGAUGACGAGACGGACGAAUAUAUAUUGGAUUGGAUCUACGAGCAAAAGCGUAUGGCUCAUCUCAAACGCGAUGUGGUGCAGUGGGUCACCUGGGGUUUAGACGCUGGACCGUUUGUGAUUCCUAAGUGUACCGGAAACUUAAAUUAA